CGCGCACCUCAGGCGCCCGCCUCGGGCGUCCGGAGGCGGCGGGGGACAGCUCGCCGCAACCCGGCCCCGGCGCCGCGGGCCGGCGUUCGGGGUCGAUCGAUCGGCGCUCCGCGGGGCGGUCCGCCUCCUCCGGGCGGGAUGGUGGACUUGGACAGCGAGGUGCCCCCGCUGCCGCCGCGGUACCGCUUUCGGGAUCUGCUGCUGGGUGACCAGGGCUGGCAGAGCGACGACAGAGUGCAAGUUGAAUUCUAUAUGAAUGAAAAUACCUUUAAAGAGAGACUAAAGCUCUUCUUCAUCAAAAACCAAAGAUCAAGUCUGAGAAUACGGUUAUUCAAUUUUUCGCUCAAGCUACUAAGCUGUUUAUUAUACAUAAUUCGUGUGCUCCUGGAUGAUCCUACACAAGGACAUGGAUGUAAGGAAUUAAACCGGGAUUGUUACAGUCGAAAUUACACACCUGGAACAAUUGAUUGGUCUCCUAUUAUUUGGGUGAAUCGAAGUUUGCCUUUAUGGGGAUUACAGGUAAUGAUAUUAUAUGUGCAAAUAGCACACUCUCCUGAGUUAGUGAGCAUUCGAUUCUUAGUAGUUUCAGUGGCUUUAAUAAGUCUCUUUGAAACGCUGUUGCUGAGUUAUCUUAGCUACAAGGGAAAUAUCUGGGAACAAAUUCUGCGAAUACCCUUCCUCCUGGAAAUAAUAAAUGCUGUCCCUUUCAUCAUUACGAUUUUCUGGCCAGUCCUAAGAAACCUGUUUAUUCCUGUAUUUUUAAACUGUUGGCUAGCAAAGCAUGCAUUGGAGAAUAUGAUUAAUGAUCUUCACAGAGCCAUCCAACGUACACAGUCUGCAAUGUUUAACCAAGUCCUCAUUUUAAUAUCCACCUUACUGUGUCUUAUCUUCACUUGUAUUUGUGGAAUUCAGCAUCUGGAACGAGCAGGAAACAAGUUGACUCUCUUUGACUCCCUUUAUUUCUGCAUAGUGACAUUUUCCACUGUGGGCUUUGGGGAUGUUACACCCAAGAUAUGGCCUUCAAAGCUGCUUGUUGUCAUUAUGAUCUGUGUUGCUCUUGUGGUGUUGCCCAUACAGUUUGAACAGCUGGCGUAUUUGUGGAUGGAGAGACAAAAGUCUGGUGGCAACUACAGUCGACACAGAGCUCAGACAGAGAAACAUGUUGUGCUGUGUGUCAGCUCUCUGAAGAUUGAUUUACUUAUGGAUUUCUUAAAUGAAUUCUAUGCUCACCCCAGGCUGCAGGACUAUUAUGUUGUUAUUUUGUGUCCGACUGAAAUGGAUGCUCAGGUCCGGAGAGUGUUACAAAUCCCGAUGUGGUCGCAAAGAGUUAUCUAUCUUCAAGGCUCAGCACUAAAAGAUCAAGACCUGUUGAGAGCAAAAAUGGAUGAUGCUGAAGCUUGUUUCAUUCUGAGUAGCCGCUGUGAGGUGGACAGAACAGCAGCCAUCAUGUUGUGUGUGAAGAAGAGUUCAAAUAUGCUAUGCUAGCUCUGAACUGUAUAUGUCCAGCUACCUCUACGUUAAUCACACUGCUGGUUCAUACCUCCAGGGGACAAACGGCACCAUGGGAAGCUUUUCAACAGCUAACUGGAACCAAGCAGACUUGGAACAGAGAGAGUCAGCAAUCAUCAGAACAGUGGCAGAAAAUGUAUGGCAGAUGCUCUGGUAACGAAGUGUUUCACAUUAACCUGGAAGAAAGUACUUUUUUUGCUGAGUAUGAGGGGAAAAGCUUCACUUAUGCUUCUUUCCAUGCACAUAAAAAGUUUGGAGUCUGUCUGAUUGGUGUUAGAAAGGAAGAUAACAAAAACAUUUUGCUGAAUCCAGGUCCUCGGUAUAUCAUGAGUUCUACAGAUAUAUGCUUUUAUCUAAAUAUCACCAAAGAAGAGAAUUCUGCUUUCAAGAAGCAUGAAAAACACAGAAAAAGACAUGAGUCAGAAUUAUCUUAUCACGGAGCUUCUAGGUUGCCUGUACACAGUAUAAUAGCCAGCAUGGGAACUGUGGCCAUCGAUUUACAAGACACGGGAUACCAAACGUCCAGCGGACCUACACUAGCUCUUCCUUCCGAGGGAGGUAAAGAGGGCAGGCGGCCCAGUAUAGCGCCUGUUCUGGAGGUUGCAGACUCAUCCUCACUUCAGGCAUGUGACCUGCUAAGUGACCAGUCAGAAGAUGAAACUACUCCAUCUGACAAUGAAGCCUCUGCAGGCUUAGAGUAUGCCAAAGGCUAUCCUCCUUACUCUCCCUAUAUUGGAAGUUCUCCCACAUUUUGUCAUCUUCUGCAUGAAAAAGUCCCCUUCUGUUGUUUAAGACUAGAUAAGGGGUGCCAGCAUAACUACUAUGAAGAUGCCAAAGCCUACGGAUUCAAAAAUAAAUUGAUUAUUGUUGCAGCAGAAACUGCUGGAAAUGGCUUAUAUAAUUUUAUCGUUCCACUUAGAGCUUAUUACAGACCAAAGAAAGAACUCAAUCCCAUUGUAUUACUCCUGGACAACCCCCUAGAUGACUUAUUGAGAUGUGGGGUCACCUUUGCAGCUAAUAUGGUGGUGGUAGACAAAGAGAGUACAAUGAGUGCUGAGGAAGACUACAUGGCAGAUGCUAAGACUAUUGUCAAUGUUCAAACACUCUUCAGGUUGUUCUCAAGCCUAAGCAUCAUCACAGAACUAACUCACCCUGCCAAUAUGAGAUUCAUGCAAUUCAGAGCCAAAGACUGCUAUUCUCUCGCUCUGUCCAAAUUGGAAAAGAAAGAACGGGAGAAGGGAUCUAAUUUAGCAUUUAUGUUUCGACUGCCCUUUGCUGCUGGCAGGGUUUUCAGCAUCAGUAUGUUGGACACACUGCUGUACCAGUCAUUUGUGAAAGAUUAUAUGAUCUCAAUCACAAGACUUCUCCUGGGACUUGAUACAACACCAGGAUCGGGGUUUCUUUGUUCAAUGAAAAUCACAGAAGAGGAUUUAUGGAUUAGGACAUAUGCCAGACUAUAUCAGAAACUUUGUUCUUCUACAGGAGACAUUCCAAUUGGAGUCUACAGGACAGAAUCCCAAACGCUUACAACAUCUGAAUCUCAAAUCUCUAUCAGUGUAGAAGAAUGGGAAGACACUAAAGACACCAGAGAACAUGUUAAUUAUCGUAGUAAUCAUCGUAACUCAACAUCUAGCGAUCAGUCCGAUCAUCCCUUGUUAAGACGAAAGAGCAUGCAGUGGGCUCGACGGCUGAGCCGAAGAGUACCAAGACACUCUGGUAAAACAGCUGAGAGGAUAAACCAGCAGCGAAUGAACCUUUACAGGAGGUCAGAAAGACAGGAACUUGCUGAACUUGUGAAAAACAGAAUGAAACAUCUGGGCCUUUCUCCAGCAGGAUACGAUGAAAUGAACGAUCACCAGAACAACCUUUCUUACAUCCUGAUCAAUCCUUCUCCAGAUACAAGAUUAGAGCUGAAUGAUAUAGUAUACUUGAUCCGACCUGAUCCCUUGGCUUAUGUUCCAAACGCAGCGUCCAGCCAAAAAGACAGCUUCUGCAAUACAGUGGGACAAGAUACCAGAGAGGAAACACAACUUUGAUACGCAAUUCAACAAAAUAAACUAUUUUACACAUAUAGUUUCCACCAAUCAUUUUGAAAAUUAAGUGGGACAUUUUAUUCAGUUUUUGGAAACAAAGUGACAGUGGGUGAGUCAGUCAUUUUUGAAGCACCGUCUCUAGAAAAACUAAUCCUAAUGACUGUCAAGCUCGUAGCCGGUUCAACAUUGUAGUUGAACCUCAGUUCGGCAGAAUUACAAAAACUGUUAUGAUUUAACCAAUCUGAAGAAAUGAUUGAAGCAGCGCCAGAUUCCAACAUGUUGCACUUAGAAGCUUCUAAGUAUAUUUAUCAAGGUGGCAUCACGUCAGUGAAAAAGCUCCUGACAUACAUCAUAAAAGAUUAUCUAAUGCCCGUUGAAGGAUCGUGUCUAAUGAGUAGCUGGAAAUACGUUAAUAUCUGAAGUUGCCAAAGAGGCUGCUUGUGCCAAGAGUCCAACCCCUGAGAUAAUCUUCAAGCUUAACUUGUUGCCUAUUUAUAUUUGAACAGCCUCAUUUCACUCCCAUUACAGCCUCUAGGACUUUAAUGUUUGCUCUGUGAGUUUACAGAUGACGCAGCUUAGUCACACUGUAGAGGUUAAGACCUGAUGCACAUCUACUGAAAAUCAGCUCAGAGAAACCCAAUAUCUCACACAGGCAUUUCAAAAAGUAACAUUUUGUAGAGCAAAUGAAGCAGAGCUUUUAAAGGGAUACAGAAAAUAUAUAAAAACAGCCCCUCAUACUUGCAAAAAUCUGGUAAGACAAUAUGUGAAGCUACAAACGAUGGUAGCUCAAAUGAAAAAUGAACCAUUUAACGUGAGUUGUCAGUCACAGAACGGCUUGGUUGAAGGGGACCUUAAUUACUGUCAAGUACCAACCUACCUGCCAUAAACAGGGUUGCCACCCACUAGAUCAAGCGGGUCAAUGAGAAGACUCAAUGGAUGAUGCCGAGACAAGUGCCUCUCUAGGGAACAACUAAUACCACAAAUCCUUCCGAUCCCCUUGGCAGCCCCAGAACUCCAGCUGUCCCAACUAUGAACGAACCUAGUCAUUCACAUUACCCAAAUAUGAUACUGCUCAUAUGAAACUACAUACCAUAAUGAAAAUGAGAGAAGCUCUUUAUCUAUUCCAUAAAAUGAAUGGAACACUACAUUACCUUAAUUGGAUUUGAAGGCUCAGUUUUGGCAUUAAGUACACAAGCAAGCAUCUACAGUGUAUGAAGCAUCUGAAGCCGCUACACAGGACCUCUAGUCUACAUAUACAAGAAUCCCACAAGUUUUGGUCAAGACUUUUACAGAAUUAAACAUGGUUGUAAGUGACCUUCAGAAAUCGUAUUCUUGCUUUACCAUCUGUCACAGAAGGGGAAGAACGUCCUUAAGGUUCAGGCCAUCCUGCUACAACAAUCAACAUAGGACUGUUAAAAAAAAGCUGACACGUGGACUAAAGGGGCAAAACUGAUAAUUCUCUCAAUUCCCUUAAUGGUCUCUGUGUACAAAGAAAUCCACUCAAAAACACAUUUAUAUUCUCUACUUACUAUUUGAAAAAAACAUAGCUGAUACUGUUCUGAAAAAUAAAACGCCAAGCUGCCUGAA
This is a messenger RNA of Numida meleagris (helmeted guineafowl), 5129 nucleotides long. It is a transcript of the gene KCNT2, whose product is annotated as potassium sodium-activated channel subfamily T member 2. Gene Ontology annotation, biological process: potassium ion transport. Gene Ontology annotation, molecular function: intracellular sodium-activated potassium channel activity. The record is from RefSeq and is a predicted model, not a curated record. NCBI's taxonomy places the organism in Eukaryota, Metazoa, Chordata, Aves, Galliformes, Numididae. Gene Ontology annotation, cellular component: membrane.